AUGCACACACUUCCGCCGCAAAUGAGACGUUUGGUGAGUCUUCAGACGCUUGUGUUAAGCCAUAACCCGUUAGCGCACAACCAGUUAAGACACUUACCAUCGUUAACAUCACUCAAGUCAUUAAACCUUCGCAAUACUGAGCGCAACCUCCAGAAUAUGCCCCACUCUUUGGACGGUUUGGUUCAGUUAACAGAACUCGACUUAUCGUCCAAUAAUCUGCCGCGAAUUCCUGACUCCAUAUUUACGCUGAAGAGUCUAACGAGACUCAACAUAAGUGAUAACUGUUUGACACAAUUGUCGCAAACUAUAGACGAAGAGUGGCCGCAACUGGAAGUGCUGAACGUAUCGCGAAAUAAACUGAAUUCAUUGCCCAACGCUUUGUGCAAAUUAACGAAUUUAAGGCGCCUUUACGUCAACGAUAAUCAUCUGGACUUUGAGGGCAUUCCCGGAGGAAUCGGCAAACUAUACAACUUAGAGGUGUUUAUGGCCGCUAACAACAACUUAGAACUCAUACCCGAAGGAGUGGUCCGUUGCGGGAAACUUAAAAAGUUAAUUCUGGCCAACAAUCGGUUGAUUACAUUGCCGGACGCCAUACACCUGUUGACCGACUUAGCGGUGCUCGACCUGAACAACAAUCCGGACCUAAUUAUGCCUCCAAAGCCAUCAGAAUAUGCCAAACGUUUAGAGUUUUAUAACAUUGACUUUUCGCUUAACAAUCAGUUAAGACUCGCCGGCGCCCCCACUACUAGUGGGUUAGGCGCUACUGUCACGCCAAACAAAGACCCGAUUGCGAGGAAACUACGAUUAGUGCGAAGAGCGCGCGAGAAGACAACAAACUCGGAUUCGUCUAAAGUGUUGAAAGGAAUGACAGAUUUAGCCAAAGAGAAGGAUCGACUGAAAUGCGAUGCAAUGCUUAACGAACAGGACUUGAAGCCAAAGCGAUGGGACGAAGCGCUGGAGAAGCCGCCACUCGAUUACAGCGACUUCUUCGACGAAGACAUCGGACAACUGCCGGGUCUUACCAUUUGGGAGAUCGAGAACUUUGUGCCAAACCGUAUAGAAGAGGUUCUUCACGGGAAGUUCUAUGAGGGAGACUGUUAUAUAGUGCUGAAGACCACUGUCACCGACAGCCAGAGCCUCGAUUGGAAGAUAUUCUAUUGGAUCGGCUCUCAGGCGGCGCUCGACAAGAAGGCCUGUUCGGCCAUUCAUGCGGUGAAUUUGCGUAAUUAUUUGGGCGCCAACUGUCGCACAAUCAGAGAGGAGCAGACGGAAGAGAGCGACUCUUUUAUGGAGCUCUUCCCCGAACGCAUCAUUUACAUAGAGGGCGGACGCACUGCCAGCGGCUUCUUCACUGUGGAGGAAGUGGAAGUGGCCAAUAGGAUGUAUAGACUGCACGAACUCUCCAAUAGGCAACUCUUCAUGGAAACAGUUUUNUUCCCCGAACGCAUCAUUUACAUAGAGGGCGGACGCACUGCCAGCGGCUUCUUCACUGUGGAGGAAGUGGAAGUGGCCAAUAGGAUGUAUAGACUGCACGAACUCUCCAAUAGGCAACUCUUCAUGGAAACAGUUUUGUUGGAGUGUUCGUCAUUAGAUCCGCGGUAUAUAUUUCUCGUGGAUUCCGGAUAUAAGAUAUAUAUCUGGAAUGGAUUGAAGUCGAAGAAUACGAUGAAACAAAAGGCGCGACUAUUGGCCGAAAAGAUCAAUAAUGACGAGCGAAAGAACAAAACGGAACUUAUUUUCUGCACUCAGGCCUCAGAACCGCCCGAGUUUUGGACGGAUUUGAAUUCCGGGAAACCGCUCGAAGAGCUGCCGGAUAUUGUAGAACACGUUAACGCCGACGCUUUCAAACCAUACGAUCCCAUACUGUAUAGAGUGGACCUCGGAAUGGGUUAUCUAGAGUUACCACAAGUCGAGUAUAAGCCAAAAACAUUGACCCGAAAACAUUUUGAUACCAAAAAUGUUUAUAUUAUGGACUGUCGUUCCGAUGUCUUUGUUUGGUAA
Medioppia subpectinata is the source of this 2001-nucleotide messenger RNA. The record is from the annotation of a GenBank genome assembly. Lineage: Eukaryota; Metazoa; Arthropoda; Arachnida; Sarcoptiformes; Oppiidae.